Molecule: messenger RNA, 918 nt
Organism: Microthlaspi erraticum
Lineage: Eukaryota; Viridiplantae; Streptophyta; Magnoliopsida; Brassicales; Brassicaceae
Source: the annotation of a GenBank genome assembly
AUGACACCGAUCAACAUUCCUAUCGAUCUCCAGAUUGAAACACUCUUAAGGCUGCCUGUGAAGUCUCUAUUGAGAUUUCGAUGCGUCUCCAAGCUUUGGUACUCUAUCAUCACCAGCCGAGACUUCAAAAGCCAGCACUUGAACAUUGCUACUUCCUCAGCUCCUACUCGUCUUCUCAUUGCUUUUGAGGACUUUUACGGAGAAAAGGUUCUGUUAGUCUCGUCACCUAACCCAAUCGCACCUUCCUCUUCCUCUUCCUCUUCUUCAUGUUGUGUACCGUUGAGAGAUCUGAGCCUACUCAAAAUCCAUGGGGGAAAUAGUGUGUAUAACGCCGGUCGGGGCUUGAUAUGCGUUGGAGCCGGUUUUAAAGAUGUGGCGAUUUGUAACCCUAGCACGAGGCAGCUGCAUGCUUUUCCCGAAUUCGAAUUCAAAGAUAGCCCAACAGUUUUUCCACGCCCCAAUUACGUCUUUGGGUACGAUCCUGUUGAAGAUCAAUACAAAGUGCUUGCCGUUGAUGCUUUUCCUUGGAGAUUGGAGCACAAGCUUGUGGUAUUGGGAGGAGAAGAAGCUUGGAGAGAGGCUCCAUGUGUCGCAUGCCCUCAUAUUAUUCAUACAUUGGGGCUGUAUAUGAACGGGACCGUCUACUAUGGGGCUUCCAGGUGGAACGACAGUGAUGAUGAUGUUUCCCCGAAUAGUAACUCCAUAAUUCUGAGUUUCGAUGUUAGGCUUGAAACGUACACUAUCAUCAACGUACCAAGCAAAAUUCUACCAUUGAUGGGUUAUGUGAAUAUGUGGGUUACCAAAAGGCGGAUUAAGACCGAUAAAACUCUGAUCAACUAUAGAGGGAAAAUUGGUGUGGUUGAGAAUCCUCGUGAGGGUAGGUUUCGUGUGUGGGUUGUGGAAGAUGCUGAGAAAUAG